Molecule: messenger RNA, 9303 nt
Organism: Orbicella faveolata
Lineage: Eukaryota; Metazoa; Cnidaria; Anthozoa; Scleractinia; Merulinidae
Biological process (GO): siRNA processing
Cellular component (GO): nuclear RNA-directed RNA polymerase complex
Molecular function (GO): RNA-directed RNA polymerase activity; hydrolase activity; ATP binding
Source: RefSeq, a predicted model, not a curated record
CAAUACUGUUUUCUCGGAACUGUCAGUCGGUUCACUGAGACAGAUGUUGCCUCGAUUUUCAGUCGGAUAAAGUUUAUAGAAACGAUCAAAUCGAACCUGGUCGUCUGCACUUUACGUAAACUGGCCUUAGAAAGAAUUUGCGACGACGUAAGCUAUCGCCGAUCGAGCAUCGUCGCGGAAUCUCAAAACCUGAGAGGGAACUGACGACAACUGUGAUUUUGGACCCUUUUCGAUGAGCUGAACUAUGGCACACAGAAAUUCCCUCACUCUUUAUUGUAAUCAUUGCCGUACUGCGCUAGCCACAUCGGACUUGUUAAUGCUGGCUACUAUUCCACCGUCACAAACACACCUGGCCAUUAGAAAGGAGAAAGAAGAACAAGCUUAUGCCGAGAAAAUCAGGAAAAUUCCCAAUCCGGACCCCAAGAGGGUCGCAUUUUGCCCUUAUAAAGUUCUUUGUAAACAUUGCAAUGAUUACGUCGGGACCAUCAGCAUAGUCGAAGAAAAUACGCUAAUUUGUUUCAAGAUUGAAAACGUCCAUUUUAAGCGCGGUUACGAAGAAAUAAGAGGGAAACGGCUAAAGCAGAUUAAAGACAAACUCUUGCAGUAUGGCCUAGAAGUUGUCAAUGUAUCUUUUUCACAACCUGUUAAACAGAACGACAUCCCAUCGGAACCUCUCGUAUAUUGUGAUAUAAACGAGCUCACUACGGAGGAAAUCCAGUCUUUGACGAAACAGGUCCCUCGAGGAUAUCAGCACGAGCUCUUUCUGCAAGCCUUACACGGAAACACGCUGGUCUACCUGCCCACGGGCUCGGGAAAAACUCUGAUUGCGGCAAUGGUGCUGAGCUGUAUGAAGAAACUGAAUCCAAACAAAUUAAUGGUGUUUCUGGUGGACCGCAUUCCCCUCGUCUACCAACAGAGCGACUACGUCAAGUCUCAGGUCCCGGAUCUAAGAGUGGAGAUCUUAGCGGGAGAUAUCGGGCGUUUUCCGGGCGAUAAAUCUCGUUGGAUAUCCACCGUCCAGGCACUGACUGAAAACAAGAUCGACCUUCUUGUUAUGACCCAUCAGAUUCUGCUUAACUUGAUGAGUGGUGAUUGUCCAGUGCUGCGCAUGUCAAACAUCUCCGUUCUCGUUUUCGAUGAAGCUCACCACUGCCUUGGAAAUCACUGCUACAAUCAAAUCAUGAGAGAUUUCUACAAAGGUACAAGCAAUAGAUUCAAGCCUUUGGUGCUGGCGCUGACCGCGUCCCCCGCAGGCGCAGACACACCGCAAGCCACGUCAACUAAACUGGAAGAGCUGUUGUCAAAUCUUUCCGCAUCUGCGCGCAUGCCUGUGCGAUCAACGGAUUUGGAGGUGUACUGGAACCGACCAGAAACGGCAUACGAGGUGGUUUCCAUGAACACAAAGCAACAGUUAUUACAAUCAUAUGUUGAGACAUACCUCACUUCCUUGACAGUACUAAUCGAAAUGGAAGCCAAAUGCCCACGUGCGCUUGAUAAACUGCACGUGCUCAAACCAAACUAUCGCGGUGCUUUGCGCAAGUUGAUUGAACGUUGCUAUGGUGACAAGAACCGAGUGAAGGGCCUGGCACUAGGUGAGCACGCCAUGCAUAUGCUCAGCGUGAUUGAGGUGAAUAACAUUUUGGGCAACGAGUAUGCAGUUGAAUGCCUUGAGGAGUGCAUCAGACAACUGCAACAGGCUACGUCCCCCAUGGAACAACUCAAAAAGAGGCUUAUCGGUCGUUCGGAGCAGCUGAGAGCUUUGGAAUCUUCAAUCGCAAACUUGAGGAGAGUGUCAAAAUUUUUCUCCUCCAGUGACAGGUAUCAACACCUCACCAAAGAGCUUCGGAAUUUCAUCCGUCGGGUUGAAAUGGACCAGACCUCUAGAGGAAUCAUCUUUGUCAAGAUGAGGAAGACUGCUUACAAGCUCUGCGAACGGCUGAGACAAGAAACUGGAAUUGCCGAAGGGCUGAACCCAGCCUUCCUCGUCGGCCACGGACAGGGAAGCGAUGGAAUGGACUGGAGAGGAGAGCAAGAGGAAAUCCUUAAGAAGUUUAGAUCAGGCGAGGUUAAACUGCUUGUUAGCACGAACGUGUUAGAGGAGGGACUGGACGUACCGGUUUGUAACCUGGUUAUCCGGUUUGACAGCGCGAUGACGUUGCGGGCGCUUGUGCAGAGCCGCGGGCGCGCGUCCCGCCGACCCGAUAGCCGUUUCGUGGUGAUCUGCAGUGACCCCAGUGAGCAGACGAACGCAUCUGAUGCGAUCAGAAAGGAACAGAACAUGGAACAAGCCAUGAAACUGCGACAGUAUUACACGAAUCGCUCUCAAGCGAUUUCAUUCGGAUGUCAGGUGCAGAAACUUGACUUGAGCCAAAAGUUACUUGAUCCAGUGGAGCCCCUGAGAAUGACAUGCGCGGAAGAGGAACCGGAACCGGAAGCUGAAGAUGACGAUAUGGAAAAUGAGUACAGCGUGGAGACAAUGACUAUCCAUCACAGAGGAGAGAGCCUCGCAGCUGAAGGACCAAGAAAAAGAAGGAAAAAAAGAGUUCCUAAUGUCCGGAUUGCCAUCCAGAACGCCAUCUUGGGAGGAACCAACAGUGAGGAAAUUGGCGAACUGAUCAAAUACUUCGAAAACUAUUUUGAAGUAAAAUCAUUAACGACAGAAAACGCGGACGUUGAUGCCCCUGAGGUUGGUGCUUCACCAAGUAAGGACAGCGCGCGUGAGACAAUGCUCUCUUCUAGCGUACUUCGCCUACUGCUCGAGCCACUUGAAGAUCAAAGAUUUCGUAAGAAAGAAAAAUUCUUCACUCAUGUUGUUCAAUCUUGGUGUUCUCGUCCCAGCCCGUUCCGAGCCCAAACGGAGAAACUCUGGUUGCGUCGCGAUGAGCCCGCACAGAAUCAAAAGUAUUCUAAACCCGUGCUUGUCAUCAAGCCAGACGCCAUGUUCCUGGGGUACUUUUUAAAUCAAGCGUAUUUCUGUAAGCACUGGCCCCUUAGCUCAGCUAAGCUGGAGAACAUUCGCGUCGCGUUCGAGCAUGAUCUACGAACGAUGCUGAUUUGCUUCACGGUGCCGAACCCAUCCAGUCAGUGGAAAGCUGAUCUAUACAAGCUCCAGGUUCGCUACAGCGAGCUCCAAGAAUUCGUAUUGGUCGACAAGCGGAGUCCAUCUUCAACUCACGAGGUCUUCAUCUCACUGAGGCAUCCCCCGCGCAUUUUCAAAGCCAAGAAUUUCAUCAGGAAAGAGCAAGAUGAUGAAGAAAACGACUUUGAAGACUGGUACUUCGAGGACAACGAGUACGACUUCGAUUUUGAUGACUUUCGUGACUUCGACGACGACUUCUCGAGUGAUUCCGAAGAUGAUCAAGCGACUACCGAAGCCAACCGUAACAGCGCCGAAAGUGCUGCCGAAGACGAUCGCGAAGCUCUUCUGACGAGUUCGGAUGUCGCAAGUAUUGAUGACGUGGUAAACUGGGAGCGAGUGACUGAGAUCGAAGAUAGCGGAGAAGCUUUCGGUUCGUGUUGGGUGUACAAUUUCACUUUCAAAGCCAGCGCAUGGGAAGAGAUUGAAGAAGCGCUCAGAAGCAUUGCCAAGUUUGACAAGAAGUCCUUUUACCUUCGCAUGCACAAGGCUUUUAGAAGACUACCAGUGGUAGAAAUACCCAAGGAACUCCCUUUUCACGUCAAAUAUGCAACCCAGUGUGUCCUGAACUUCUUUCCUUUCGUCAAGGGAAGAAUCACAGCCAAGUUCGCCAAUUUGCUUGGAAGCAAACCUGAAAAAGUGGCGUUGAUUGCCCUGGAGAGACUAGCUGCGGCGCUCCAGAAGAAUUCGUUCUGCGAUCCAGAAGCCAAGCUUAAAACUCUGCUUGACGAAAUGAAUUUUAAAUCGGGCGGAAUCCCAAAGCAACUUCUUCCUGCGCAAUGCGCCAUGAUCAAACGAAUGGUUAUCACACCGACUCGCUUGCUGUUCUACACACCGGAAGUCAUGUCAAAGAACCGCGUGCUCAGACAGUACAACACUGAUCAAUUUCUCUGCGUGAAUGUGCGCGACGAAGACUUCUCGAAGCUUUCUGCAGCCGGCGGUGCCAUUGACAAUGUGUUGGAGCGUGUGAGACGGACUUUGGAUAGCGGAGUGAUCGCGGGCGGCGAUCGAUUUCUUUACCUUGGUUCCUCCAACAGUCAGCUACGUAACCACGGCUGCUGGUUUGUUCGGCCCAGUCCACACCCGGAUGAGAUACGCGACUGGAUGGGAGAUUUCAGCAAGAUAAGGUGCGUAGCCACAUUCAUGGCCCGUAUGGGACAGUGUUUCUCGACAUCCUUGGAUGCUAUUGGCAUAGACGUCAAUGAAGGAACAUCUUGGGAUAUGGAUGAUGACGUCAAAACAUUCAAUGGGGCUUACUGCUUCUCGGAUGGCGUGGGGAGAAUUUCGGAAUCCCUUGUGCGUCAGGUUGCCAAAAAGAUAGCCAAAGAUUUCGUUCCUUCUGCAAUCCAAGUUCGGUUUGCUGGCUGCAAAGGAGUUCUGACCGUGGAUCCCAGGCUCCCAGGCAAAAAAGCGGUGUUUCGUCCGAGCAUGCGUAAAUUUGAGAGCAGUCACCGACGUCUUGAGGUGCUACAGACCUCUCGUCCCCAGGUCGUUUUCUUAAAUCACCAGCUCGUCAUGCUAUUGUCCAACCUUGGUAUCCCGGAUGAUGUUUUCAUGAAUUUGCAACGCAACAUGUUGGACAAACUGGCAGGAAUGCUGGUCGAUGAACGCCUGGCUGCUCAGCAGAUGACGUCAGGGGCCAAGACUGGCAUCGCUUACAUGAGCCUGUCUCAAGCAGGAAUACAGCUGACCACUGAACCGUUUUUCAAGUCCAUGUUGGUAGCACUUUACAAGGAUCGCAUGCAAAAUCUACUGAGUCGAGCCCGCAUUCUUCUGCCACCAGCGGAGGCUCGCCUUAUGAUUGGUGUCAUGGAUGAAACGGGAACCUUACAGCCAGGCGAGGUGUUCGUGCAGUAUUCCGCUAUUUCCAGCAACCCUGAUCGCGAAGGAGAAUUCAGUAAGACUACAAAACAUCUCCUCACAGGACCCGUGGUGGUGACGAGAAAUCCGUGUCUACAUCCGGGAGAUGUGAGACUGCUGACCGCAGUACACGCGCCUGAACUCGUUCAUUUGGUGGACUGUAUUGUGUUUCCGAGUCAUGGGCCACGUCCCCACCCUAGUGAGAUGGCAGGUGGAGACCUGGAUGGCGAUUUGUAUUUUGUUUGCUGGAAGAAAGAGCUUUUGCCGCGAAGAAAACUCUUUCCACCAAUGAACUAUGAAGCACUUCCAAAAAAUGAAGUUCUAGGAACAAUUACAGUCAGUCACAUGACCGCGUUUGUAGCCGAGUACAUCAAGUUUGACCAGCUAGGUGUGAUUGACAACGCGCACAAGGCGCAGGCCGAUUCUCACGAGGGAGGGGUGGAGUCGUCGCUUUGUCUUGAACUGGCGGAGCUCCAUUCACAAGCUGUUGAUGCUCCGAAGACUGGAAAGUGGACAGAAUUGCCUAAAGAAGCAAAAGUGUCAGUUUUCCCCGAUUUCAUGAUGAAAUCCGACAAACCCAGUUACCCUUCGGACAAGGUUUUGGGAAAACUCUAUCGCGAGUGCAGGGCAUUUAAGGACAGCAUCGCCCGUGAGGUCCCUCUUAAGAAGCCGCAUAUCAUACCCUACCUGUUAGUGCCCAACUUCCAGAAGUACCAAGAGGAGGCGAAGGAGCUUUAUGACGAGUACUCCAGCCAGCUCCUCACGCUGAUGAACCUGUACGGAAUUGAGACUGAAGCUGAGCUGCUAUCGGGCUGUUUUCUUAAACUACAUUCUCGACUCGGAAGGGAAAAAGUCGAGAUCGCUGAAAUCGUCAGCCGCAUUAUGACCACAAUACGCAGAAAUUUUCGGAGCAGGUUCUUCAAAGAGUUUGACUUGGACGAAGAAAGCCGAGAAGCCGUCGAGGUCAUUUCCGAAGAAAUGCAACGGAAAGCAUCAGCGUGGUAUUUUGUUGCAUACAGUCACAAACAAGCGACGAAUGCGGCAGAAAGUGACCCGGAUGAAGCCCAUUCAAAGCAGUUCCUGAGCUUUCCUUGGCUCGUUGAUGACGUCAUGCUGUCAAUCAGAAUGAGAGAAACCUUUGAAGUGCAAGAGUCGCAAAGCAUCGUGGCAUCUAUUAGCGAGAGUGUUUUCAAGGUGUUUGAAGAGGAACGCCACGCCCUUUUACAAAGUUUUCAAGACAGGCUUCAGAAAAAGAACUUCAUAUCCAGUGCGAUGCCAGGCUUCAGUGUGGCCAUGUUUGGUUCUUCAGCAACGCUUCUCUUCCGACCAGAUUCUGACCUUGACCUUUGCGUGCUAGAUCCCAGGCUGAUCGCUCAGCACAGUGAACUGGGUCGAGACGAGCAGAUCGCUUUAUUGAAAACGUUGUACCCAGUAAUGAAAAAGCUGUUCAAACAUGCACGACUGGUGGAAGCCGCUAAAGUGCCGGUGAUUUCUUGUGACAAUCCUGCCAAACGAGCUGGUCCUUUAGCGAACGUAACAGGCGAUCUUUCGGCUUCCUGGGAUGGUCUCCUCAAAGCCAUUGUGCUAUCAAGCUACAUCAAGUCGUACCCAGGCCUCUUGCCAGUUCUUCGUCUCCUCCUUAACUGGGGUCACGUGACGGGGCUCGCGGGGCAUGGUGUUGAUGCAGGCAUCAAGUCCAACGUUUUGGUAUUCCUGUUGCUUAUUUUCUGCGUUUCAAAGAAUCUGGUACAGAAUUUCAACAUGGAAAAUGUCUGGACACGUUGUUUCCUGAUUUCAACUGGCCAAGUGACCGACGCAGUUCACAUUCAGGAAUGGCAGCACAUUCUAGCUUCUUUACCUACACUGGAAUCUUCGGAGAACCAAAACAACGUCACGUCAGUUACAAUCGGCGAUGAACAAAUUGGUGAGAUUCUGCUGACGUUUUUCCAAGCCUACAACUCAACUCUCGACAUGGAUAUCCCACAGCCCUUUGCAUCAUUACUGGGCGUGACUAAACUAGCAGAGCUGCUGGACACAGAGCAUCUGCGCCUGCUGAAGGAACACAUGCAGCGUGCGUUCCAUCUGUUAGCUCUUUACGGGGACGUUGAAGUGCUUCUGACCGUCAGCGCAUCCGAGGUCGACCGCGUAAUUUUCUUAUCAGAGGCGCUAUCCUACACCAUGGCGGGCUCGGAGAGGCAUAACGCCUUCGAGUUGUCAAAGAAGACUGGUGCAAGAGUAACCAUACGUCCCAGUCUCCCUGGGUCAGGAUUUGGCCUUGUUCUUCAAGCUAUUGGUACCGAGUCUGCUGUGGCGUCAGUGGAAAGGGCUCUGAACGCCAUGGCGACGCAGGCCUUGCGAAACAAGGCAGCCAUUAUGUCGGUGUGUUUCGUGAAGGAAGCCAAGCACAUGUUGAUGGAAGGAUGUCUUAGUGAUGACGAUCGCAUCACCUUGGUACCCUACUACGGCAAUCAUCACCCCACCCAUGACAGUCUGGCUUUGUACGUGCCUAUGCUGGCAAACCCGAGGUCCGGCCUUAGCAGGAUUGGAGCGGCGUUCACUCGAUUUGAGUUCCUCGGUUUCAAAGAGAAGUUUCUCACACAAGUAGAGGUGAUAGAAAGAGAUUUUGUCCCUUCAAUACAUGGCGAAAUGGAAUUUGCCGUGCACUUUGGACGCAUUUACGUCUUGAAUAUCCCAAAGUCAUUCACCGAAGACACAGAAUCUCCAACUGUGAGAGUGUUUCAAACAAAUUUAUCGCGAGGUUACAAACCUCGACCAAGCGUGCUUUCCCCAACGAGGAGCAACAGGAAGUACGGCAAGAAAAAUUUCAACCCUGCUAAAGGCCGCAACUACAAGAAGAGAAAGGGCAACGAGUUAAGAGAAGACGGCAAGAAGACUCCAAAGGAGAAGGCAUCUCGAAGCUCUUUUUUUACGGUCGUUUCUUCGCAGGAGAAGAUCGCGAGUUUUCUGGCCCAAAGGGGAUUUAAAGAAGUGCAAAGUUCGGAAAUUUACUCGGUCGAAAUUCACACGGAUCACGAAUUCUGCGUGAUCACGAAUAAAGAUUUCUCGUUUCACGAGAUCGCGUACCCCAAAUUGCGCUGGUGCGCGGUCGACGUGAAAAGAGCGUGGCGCGAAAAUCCCGAAGAUCAUGAAGUCACUGACUUGGACGGAAUCGAGACUGAUGUACGCUUUGUGUUACAGACCCGCCAUGCCUUGCGCCCGGAUGACAUACGGGGAACAAGUUACGAGCAAUACCGUGAUACGUUGCAGUCUCAAAGUCACCCGAAGCCUUCCCGAUGUCCUUUCGUGGUUAAGCCCGAGGUGUGGAAGGACGUCGCCAUGAUUCGUCACAAAAAGUCCCGGAUGUACAAGAUUGAUGAGGUUAUGGCGACGGGAAGCGAGUUUAGGAAAUCUCUUUGUAACAGUGUGAACGAGGUAACAGAGUAUUCUCGACCUACUAAGCACGCUUCCGCCUUCAGCAAGGUGUUCACACGAUGGGAGGUGACAGUCAAACCAGGAUUACCCAACAGUUGGAGCAACAGUGAAGCUGUGGAGAAACUACUGAGAGACAUUUGGGCCUUCGCCUUUGCUUUGGCCUCUCAUAUGUCCGACUAGAAUAAGACAAAUUAUGUCCAAAGCCAGAGAGAGUUUUGUCACGGCUUAAAACUAAAAACUGCCCAACCAAUCGUACCAAAUGUAAAUACGCUGCUAGCCAAUCAGAAUUCGAGUUAAAUAAAUAAAACCCAUGCCGAACGCGGGAAAAUAUGCAAACAAUGUUAUUAAAGCGCGGGAAAACACGUCCAUCGCCAAGCCUAAAUUCAAGAAACAUUUCCUGAUUGCAUAAUUAGAGUACGUUACCAGAGUGUUUUAAACAGUUGUGGGGCUACUUUAAUGAAGACUAAACCAAAGCUAAUGUAGAUCAAUAUACAACAAUUUUUAAGAGCCGCCUAUUAACUUUAUAGUGUGUUUCUUCAAUAACGAAAUACAAUUCAGGUUUGUUACCUAAAUAGCAACGAGAGUUCUUCCUCCCGUCUCUCCAGUAACUCAACUUAGAAAUUCUAUUGGACAGGUGAAGACAUGCAUGCCUCAAUUUAAUCGUCUUGUUAUCAAUUUAAUCGUCUUUCUUAAUCGUCAAUUUAAUCGCGUCUUUCUGUCGCGUGAUAGUUGACUCGGCCUUCGUCCUCGUCAACUAUCACGCGAUAGAAAUCUCAUAAUCUAAUUGUUAAACAGCUUACACCUUGAGUAAUGUACAUGUAAAUGUUAGAAAGCUUCUUUCAGUUGUUAUAAUAAAGUUGCUGACCAGAUGAAAA